Messenger RNA from Oncorhynchus tshawytscha (Chinook salmon), 2319 nucleotides. RefSeq names its product ring finger protein 115b (gene rnf115b). Lineage: Eukaryota; Metazoa; Chordata; Actinopteri; Salmoniformes; Salmonidae. Gene Ontology annotation, molecular function: ubiquitin protein ligase activity. Gene Ontology annotation, cellular component: nucleoplasm; cytoplasm. Bases 130 to 1035 code for a protein of 301 amino acids. The transcript is spliced from 9 exons. Gene Ontology annotation, biological process: ubiquitin-dependent protein catabolic process; protein ubiquitination; positive regulation of DNA-templated transcription. The record is from RefSeq and is a predicted model, not a curated record.
GGUAGCCUAAUAGUAAAAAAUAAUCUAUCCUAUGGACUGGACUGACAUGACCCUUCUGACAAAUGUCCCUACGCCUUCCGUCGGCUUGAGCUACCAUACAGACGUCAGUGACUGUAUGCUACCGUGAAGAUGGCGGAGGCUGCGGCGGCACCACAAAACCGUUUUUUCUGUCACUGUUGUAAAGGUGAAAUCGACCCUAAACUCCCGGAAUUCACAUGCCCCAGGUGUCAGUCCGAUUUCAUUGAGGAGGUGACAGAAGACUCCAGUCUCUUGGAGAACAGCAGCACUGCAGAGGCCAAUGAUGAUGCAGGCACACUCUUUUCAGAGCUGUGGCAGCUGCUGUUUAUGGAACACUCUGCUCUUCUCUCGGACCCCUCCACCUCUGAGUCUGACCAGAGCCAUCUACAGGCUGCUGCAGUGGAGGGAGACGUAGAGGGCCCUUCUGAAGUGCCUGUGGCCUCUGUGGGAGGCACAGAUCCUUUAGUGCCUGAACCGGAACGCCCCUCUCAUCCGCCUAGCCAGGGGAGGCGACAGUCCCACACGCCAGCAGUGGAGGGUAUUGUGCAGCAGUUUUUGGCUGGUCUGUUUGCCAACAAUGGAAAUCCUGGCAUCGCACCAGCUGCACUGUCUGGCAUGCUCCAUUCAAAUCCAGGGGACUAUGCCUGGGGUCAGGGAGGUCUAGACGCAGUUAUCACAGAGUUGUUAGGUCAGUUUGAGGGCACAGGUCCACCUCCUGCAGAGAAGGAGAUGAUCUCAUCCCUCCCCACAGUCAACGUCUCUCAAGAACAGACAGAUAGCAGACUGGAGUGUCCAGUAUGUAGGGAGGAGUACUCCAUGGGAGAGUCUGUCAAACAGCUGCCCUGCCUCCAUUAUUUCCACAGUGACUGCAUAGUGCCAUGGCUUGAACUGCACGAUACUUGUCCUGUGUGUCGUAAAAGUCUUGACGGCAUCGACCAGAGCAUCCAGCCCCCACCAGAACCCCCAGAGACCCUCUCCAUCAGGACAGACCCUCAGGAGGAGAGACAGGCUAUUUGAGGAUUAGGCCUCCCUCUCUUCGACCUGUCUGGCAUCUCUUCUUCCCUUUACUCCUGAACGAGGCUCAUCUCUAUCCUCAUGCCUCGUCUUUGACCAUGCGUUUAUUGAAGAGACAUAUUUCAAUUCAACUGUGCCUCAUUGUCAAAAUUCAACUCUGCUCAAAAAUUCACUUCACAAUGCAUUUACUAGGAAACUUUGUUUGACUUUAGAAAGUUCCAAUAUGCCUGCAGUAUCACCUCACCUGCAAAUGGUUCCAACUGUUUUCUGACAAAAUGUUAUGGAUUCCAUUUGUCCCUUCGUAGUGGUAUUUCCCCCAGUGUUCUGAUUGGCUCUCAUUUUGUAUUCAAACCACAUGAAAUGACAUCCUUGAGCCACAGAGAAGUGACAAAUGUGAUGAAAUGAGAUAAAUUGGGGAAAAUCCUAAAAGGUGAGCUGAACUCACUCUCUAGCGUUGAAGCUCUGGGUUAGAUCAUUUGCCCACUGUUCUCGCCGACAUCUUUGGUUGCAUCCCAAUAAUCUCUCCUUUCUCCUGAAGGGUACACUUGUUCACUUCAUGGAUUUGAAAGGAAAUUACUGGUAUAUGGAAACUCCUUCCAGUCCAUGCAUGCUACACCAAUCCAAUGCUUUCACAUUUGUGGGGACUAGUGAACGAGUGCACACUUCCGUAGGAAGGAGAGGUUAUUGCAGAUUCAAAUAAUCAAAGCUGGAUGAUUAGUUGAUUAUUUGAGGGCAAAAACCAAAACGUGCACCCCUUGGGGUCCCCAGCACCGAGUUUGGGAAACCCUGGGUUAUUGGAAUGAAAACACUGAGAAUCAUAAUUGCAUACUCCUCACUUCCUCUCUCCUCGCCUCCUUAUCAAAACCCAUUGGAGGAGGUCAGAGGGGCGGGACAUCUGGCUUUCUCAUCCAAUGGGUUUUGAGGAGGCGAGGAGAUGACGCAAGGAGUACGCAAUUCAAAUUCUCCCGUCUCCCGCUUCCUCUUAAUCUCACAUAGCAGUAUUUGUUAAUAAUGUCCACCUCUCUUUAUGCCCCCUAUUUAAACCCUAAUACUUUGUCCUUUACACUAUCCACAUCCUUCUUGUUCUAACUUUAUGCACUUUUCUAAUGCAUUAGUAUUUUGCCUCUUUCAAUCAUUCUGUUUUUAAUACGUACAAGUCACAGCAAAAUAAUAAAUAUGUUUUUAGUAUUUGACAUAUUAAGAUGGGCCUAUAUAUGUAUUGGUAUGUAUAUAUGAUAUAUGUAUAUAUGUGUAUAUACAUGUAGAGUACCAGUCAAAAGUUUGGAC